ACAAAUCUAUGGUGUUUAAUUUCCAUGUAUCAAAUAUAAGAAUUGUAGAAGAAUAUGUCAAAAUGGUUCAAAUCUAAGAAAUUGGAGAAGCCAAUUUUAGUGUAUUUUGUUAAUUUAUCCCAUCAUCCAUUCAAAUACAAGCAAAACAUAAACUAACCAAACUUUAUUACAACUCUAAUUUCUCUUGAAAGAAUUAAUAAACUCCAAUUAUAUCCAACCUCCUUCCUAUAAUUACUCUUCUCCACCAAUUAACCCUUCUCUUUUCCAAUCUAAAAUAAAAAUUUACCUCCUAAAACAAACACCUUAGAAAAACACUAGGGUGAAAAAAUAAUACUAUCAUAAAUAUAAAGUAACAAAGUACCAAAAAUAAACGCCAUUUCUUACAAUGGCGGAGUUAUUAUCAUCAAAUAAUAUGAUGAAAAUAAACAAAUUUUCGGUUGUUUUGGUCACCAUCCUUCUCCCAUUGUUGGUAGUACAAUCAAAGAGGCCACCUUCUCUUACGAAGGACUACUACAAGAAAUCAUGUCCUCGUUUCGAUGACGUCUUAAACGGCAUUAUAACCACCAAACAGGCAGAGACACCCACAACAGCAGCUGCUGUGCUUCGAGUUUUCUUUCAUGAUUGCAUGGUGGAUGGAUGUGAUGGAUCGACCCUCGUGGCAUCGAACCAUCUCCAUGGCAAGGCAGAAAGAGAUGCUGACAUUAAUCUUUCUCUCCCAGGAGAUGCCUUUGAUCUCGUGACUCGGGCUAAGACAGCCCUUGAGUUGGAGUGCCCUGGCAUUGUUUCUUGUACGGACAUUUUGGCUACCUCUGCUAGGAACCUUAUUACGAUGACUGGUGGUCCUUUCUAUGAGGUUCCCCUUGGGCGUAAGGAUGGUCUAGUUUCCCAGGCCUCAAGAGUGCUUGGCAAUUUAGCCCUUCCAAACAUGACAAUGACUCAUAUCAUAGACAUGUUCAAGAUCAAGGGGUUCACAGUCCAAGAGAUGGUGGCUCUUGUAGGUGCUCACACAAUUGGGUUCUCUCACUGCAGCGAGUUCAGCAACCGUAUCUUCCACUACAGCAAAACCCAACCCGUAGACCCAAAGUUGAACCCUAAAUACGCUGAAGGUCUCAAGAAGUUAUGUGCCAACUACACCAAGGACCCAACCAUGGCGGCCUUCAACGACGUUAUGACCCCUGGAAAGUUUGACAACAUGUACUACAAGAAUCUCCAACAAGGCCUAGGCCUCCUCGCCUCAGAUCAAGCCAUGGCCGAGGACCCCCGGACCAAGCCCACAGUGGACCUCUAUGCUGCUAAUGAGACAGCCUUCUUUAAUGACUUUGCUAAGGCAAUGUUAAAGGUGAGUAUUUACAAGGUUAGAACUGACAAGGAUGGAGAGGUCAGGCACAGAUGUGAUUCCUUCAACAAAUAAAUCGAAACUUAACUAUGAGAUGAAAAGGAAUUCUAAUUAAGAGGAAAUGAGAAAGAAAGUCCUUUAUUUUCCUAGGAAUGACAUGAAUGUUGGACCUAAAAGAAAAGAUAAAAACACACAACCAAAAAUUUCAUGUAAUCAUAUUGUAGUGACAUCAAUUUGAUUUUAUUGUCAUUUUCCUUUUCUUUUUUAC
Molecule: messenger RNA, 1604 nt
Organism: Chenopodium quinoa (quinoa)
Lineage: Eukaryota; Viridiplantae; Streptophyta; Magnoliopsida; Caryophyllales; Amaranthaceae
Product: peroxidase 41-like
Exons: 2
Coding region: 386-1411 (341 amino acids)
Biological process (GO): response to oxidative stress; hydrogen peroxide catabolic process
Molecular function (GO): peroxidase activity; heme binding
Source: RefSeq, a predicted model, not a curated record